Molecule: messenger RNA, 1697 nt
Organism: Mangifera indica (mango)
Lineage: Eukaryota; Viridiplantae; Streptophyta; Magnoliopsida; Sapindales; Anacardiaceae
Product: dnaJ protein homolog
Exons: 7
Coding region: 171-1421 (416 amino acids)
Biological process (GO): protein refolding; response to heat
Cellular component (GO): cytoplasm; cytosol
Molecular function (GO): ATP binding; Hsp70 protein binding
Source: RefSeq, a predicted model, not a curated record
ACAACGUUAAAACCCACGCAAAACAUCAUCGAAUCCUGGCCGUUCAUUCUCUCAGUUAAAUUUCCAGAUCAACUGCAGGCUCUACUCCUCUUUCCCUUGCCGUCUCGCGUCUCUAAUCUACUUACCUCUUCUCUCUUCAAGAUCCGCUCGGGUUGGUCAGUUGCGAGAAAAUGUUUGGAAGAGCGCCGAAGAAAAGCGACAACACGAAGUACUAUGAGAUUCUUGGAGUGUCGAGGAACGCUUCUCAAGAUGACUUAAAGAAGGCGUAUAGGAAAGCCGCCAUCAAGAACCAUCCGGAUAAGGGUGGUGAUCCUGAGAAGUUUAAAGAGUUGGCACAGGCUUAUGAGGUUCUUAGUGAUCCAGAGAAGCGUGAGAUAUAUGAUCAGUAUGGCGAGGAUGCCCUCAAGGAGGGAAUGGGUGGAGGUGGCGGUGGCCACGACCCAUUUGACAUUUUCCAGUCAUUCUUUGGUGGCAGCCCAUUUGGCGGUGGAAGCAGCCGAGGCAGCAGGCAGCGGAGGGGAGAGGAUGUAAUCCAUCCCCUCAAGGUUUCUCUGGAGGACCUCUACAAUGGGACAUCUAAGAAGCUUUCCCUCUCCCGCAAUGUAAUUUGUGCCAAGUGUAAAGGUAAAGGAUCUAAAUCUGGUGCAUCAAUGAAAUGUUCUGGCUGCCAGGGUUCUGGAAUGAAAGUCUCAAUAAGGCACCUUGGCCCCUCUAUGAUACAACAAAUGCAGCAUCCUUGCAAUGAGUGUAAGGGUACUGGAGAAACUAUCAGUGACAGGGAUCGCUGCACAGUAUGUAAGGGUGAGAAGGUUGUUCAAGAGAAGAAGGUGUUGGAAGUAGUUGUUGAGAAGGGUAUGCAGAAUGGACAGAAGAUUAGAUUCCCUGGAGAAGCUGAUGAAGCUCCUGAAACUAUCACAGGAGACAUUGUUUUUGUUCUACAGCAAAGAGAGCACGCUAAGUUCAAGCGAAAGGGUGAUGACCUAAAUGUUGAACACACCCUGUCGCUAACUGAGGCUCUCUGUGGCUUCCAAUUCAUUUUAACUCAUUUGGAUGGUAGGCAGCUCCUAAUCAAAUCCAAUCCUGGGGAAGUGGUAAAGCCUGAGCAAUUCAAGGCUGUAAAUGAUGAAGGAAUGCCUAUGUAUCAAAGACCAUUCAUGAGGGGUAAGCUGUACAUUCAUUUCACGGUCGACUUCCCUGACUCACUUAGCCCAGAGCAAUGUAGGGCAUUGGAGGCUGUUCUACCUCCAAGGCCCUCAGUACAGCUGACUGACAUGGAGCUUGAUGAGUGUGAGGAAACCACCCUUCAUGAUGUGAAUAUCGAGGAAGAGAUGCGAAGGAAGCAGCAAGCCUCCCAAGAGGCUUAUGAUGAAGAUGAGGAAAUGCAUGGUGGUGCUCAGAGGGUCCAAUGUGCUCAGCAGUAAUGACAAUGUCUCAUGUGUGGUAAUGAUGAGGAAGAGGAAUGGAGAAGAAAGGGUUGUAGUUUUUCGCUUGAGAGAAUUAAGAUUAUCAACAACAUUCACUUAUCUUCUGUUGUAGGUAACUCUCUGUUGAUUUGCCAAAAAACUGAUCAAAUUUGCUCUUUCAUAUCACAUCAAUAUUUAUUCUGUUUUUAUCGUGUAACAUAAGAUGAAUGUUGAACUAUUCAUUGUAGCGGGCAUGAAAUAACAUAUAAUAUGGCUAUGGUGUUACUUACUCAA